GCAGUAAUGAUAUUAGCACUGGUCAGAGCUAAACCUGAAUAUGAUCCGUGGAGUCUAGAUUUUGAAUAUGAAGAUGUUACUCCAAGGUUGUUUCAGACAGGAUUCAAGUUUUCAUGGAAUUUGAAAACAGGUCUGUAUGAGACGCUUGAGAUAGAAGACUUGAAGGAGUUUGACCAAGCUCAGUUAUGUAACCUAUGGAACCCUGGUAAAUAUCUAUGUCAGAAAUUACAGCGUGAUUUGUCUAUACCCCAGGCAUUUGUUAGAAGCGUUCAUGUCCUGACAAAUGAAGCUGUCUGGAAACGUCAGUCUUUGAAAGAACUUGUAGACCCAGUUCAUUUUGUAGCUAUUACUCUGUGAGAUUAACCUACCAAUGCGAUAACCAGAAGUGACUUGAUGCAGCAAUGUGGUGUUGUUGAAAUGGAUGUAUUGAGAAGAUGCAAAGCCUGGAGAGUUGGUGUAUAUUUAUAAAACACUUGAUUUAACAAAUAUACAUUCAUGUAUAUUUAUGCAUUGAACACCAGUGAAUCAUUGGACUCAAGUGCAAAACUGAACACUGAAUGUGAAUAUUUUAAUAUUCACGAACAAUUGUUUUGGAUACUAUUAAACAUGUGUUUUUGCCACUGUUAAAUAUUGGAGAUGCAGAUAUAUUUUUUCAACUACAUUAUUCGUUCUAUGAAAAGCACAUAUGUAA
Molecule: messenger RNA, 691 nt
Organism: Saccoglossus kowalevskii
Lineage: Eukaryota; Metazoa; Hemichordata; Enteropneusta; Harrimaniidae
Product: DDB1- and CUL4-associated factor 15-like
Biological process (GO): protein ubiquitination
Cellular component (GO): Cul4-RING E3 ubiquitin ligase complex
Source: RefSeq, a predicted model, not a curated record